Molecule: messenger RNA, 963 nt
Organism: Daphnia magna
Lineage: Eukaryota; Metazoa; Arthropoda; Branchiopoda; Diplostraca; Daphniidae
Product: meiotic nuclear division protein 1 homolog
Exons: 3
Coding region: 118-735 (205 amino acids)
Biological process (GO): reciprocal meiotic recombination
Cellular component (GO): nucleus
Molecular function (GO): double-stranded DNA binding
Source: RefSeq, a predicted model, not a curated record
CACGUUGUAAGCUGGAAGUAGAAAAAAACAUUGUUCUAACGUUUUCAUUUUCUUCACAGCAACAAUUCGAAUAAUAAUAUAAAACUUACCCAAAAGGUUGACAAACAAAAAUUUAACAUGACCUCUAAAAAACGUGGAUUAAGUCUAGAAGACAAACGUAAGGGUAUGAUGGAGAUUUUUUACGAAAAAAAAGACUUCUUUCAGCUGAAAGAAUUAGAAAAAAUUGCUCCAAAGGAAAAAGGAAUUGUUCAAGGAACAGUGAAGGAUGUGCUUCAAAGUUUGGUGGAUGAUGGAAUGGUUGAUACAGAUAAAAUUGGGACAUCAGUUUAUUUUUGGGCUUUUCCAAGUAAAGCAACAAACACAAAAAAACAAAAGCUAAUGCAAUUAGAAAACUCAAGUCAAGAAGCAAAGGAAUUGAGAGCUGAUGUGGAAGCAAAAUUAGCUAAAAAAAAGACUGGACAGCAGGAUGAGGAAAAGAGAGAAAAAUUGCAAGUUGAGUUAAAGAAAGCACAAGAAAAAAACACUGCAUUAAAAUCAAGCCUUAAGGAAUUUCACGAGCUUGAUCCUGAUGAACUUGAAAAGUUAAAAUCAGAAUCACAGGUUUCACUGGAGGCUGCAAACCGCUGGACAGAUAAUAUUUUUGCUGUCAAAUCCUGGUGCAAGUCAAAAUUUUUUAUAGAAGAAAAUCAAUUAAAUAAAGCAUUUGGAAUUCCUGAUGAAUUAGAUUAUUUGUGAGAAAGAAUGUUUGCUUAUUUUUGUACAUCAUCUAAUUAGUCAGCACAGUUUUUAAAGUCAAACGUUGUCUCAUUGUACUGCAGUGUUCAUUUCCUACUCUCUUUCCGCAUCUAUUUCGACUUUGGAAACUGGAAACUUUUCUAAACCCUCCGCUUUUCCUUUUCGAUGGUUUUUUCUAUUUGUUUUGAUUCGAAGAAGCCUAAAUAUAGAAUCCUCGUUUUUUUGUUA